Messenger RNA from Mya arenaria, 792 nucleotides. RefSeq names its product histidine-rich protein PFHRP-II-like. Lineage: Eukaryota; Metazoa; Mollusca; Bivalvia; Myida; Myidae. The record is from RefSeq and is a predicted model, not a curated record. The transcript has a single exon. Bases 1 to 792 code for a protein of 263 amino acids.
AUGACUGUAUCCACAAUAGAGCUUGUAUACAGUGCCAAGCACGCAUGUGACGUCGGUAACGCAAUGACUGUAUCCACAAUAGGGCUUGUAUACAGUGCCAAGCACGCAUGUGACGUCGGUAACACAAUGACUGUAUCCACAAUAGAGCUUAUAUACAGUGCCAAGCACGCAUGUGACGUCGGUAACACAAUGACUUUAUCCACAAAAGAGCUUGUAUACAGUGCCAAGCACGCAUGUGACGUCGGUUACACAAUGACUGUAUCCACAAUAGAGCUUGUAUACAGUGCCAAGCACGCAUGUGACGUCGGUAACGCAAUGACUGUAUCCACAAUAGAUCUUGUAUACAGUGCCAAGCACGCAUGUGACGUCGGUAACGCAAUGACUGUAUCCACAAUAGAGCUUGUAUACAGUGCCAAGCACGCAUGUGACGUCGGUAACACAAUGACUGUAUCCACAAUAGAGCUUGUAUACAGUGCCGAGCACGCAUGUGACGUCGGUAACGCAAUGACUGUAUCCACAAUAGAGCUUGUAUACAGUGCCGAGCGCGCAUGUGACGUCGGUAACGCAAUGACUGUAUCCACAAUAGAGCUUGUAUACAGUGCCGAGCACGCAUGUGACGUCGGUAACGCAAUGACUGUAUCCACUAUAGAGCUUGUAUACAGUGCCAAGCACGCAUGUGACGUCGGUAACGCAAUGACUGUAUCCACUAUAGAGCUUGUAUCCAGCGCCAAGCACGCCUGUAACGUCGGUCACACAAUGACGGGAACGUUUUUAUUAAUGUAUCAUUCCUAA